This is a messenger RNA of Penaeus chinensis, 674 nucleotides long. Its product is annotated as DNA-directed RNA polymerases I, II, and III subunit RPABC2-like. Gene Ontology annotation, molecular function: DNA binding; DNA-directed RNA polymerase activity. Gene Ontology annotation, cellular component: RNA polymerase III complex; RNA polymerase I complex; RNA polymerase II, core complex. The transcript is spliced from 4 exons. Lineage: Eukaryota; Metazoa; Arthropoda; Malacostraca; Decapoda; Penaeidae. Bases 68 to 460 code for a protein of 130 amino acids. The record is from RefSeq and is a predicted model, not a curated record. Gene Ontology annotation, biological process: DNA-templated transcription.
AUGUGAACGAAGACGCAGUGUUGUGUUCUAGAGUCCAGCGAAAACACGAAGGACGAGACGCGCGAGCAUGGCGGACGAGGAAUUUGAUGGAGAUGAUGUUGGUGACGAUUUUGAAGAGGCAGAAGAGGAUGAGAACCUCGAUGACUUGCAAGAAGGAGAGGAGGAUGAAAAUCAAAUGGAAAUUCUUGCUGCUGGGGAAGGCAAUCAGGUCCCCACACAGAAGCGAAUCACAACUCCAUAUAUGACAAAAUAUGAAAGAGCGAGAGUGUUAGGGACGAGAGCAUUACAAAUAGCCAUGUGUGCACCAGUGAUGGUAGAAAUAGAAGCUGAAUCAGACCCGCUACAGAUUGCUGCCAAGGAAUUAAGAGAGAGAAAAAUUCCCAUCAUCAUCAGACGAUACUUACCUGAUGGUUCUUAUGAAGAUUGGGGUAUUGAUGAACUGAUUAUAAGUGAUUUCUAAAGUAAAUCUGUCAUGUUAUUUACAUUCAGCUGCAGAAUCUUUUGUGGAUAAAAUAUUCUUUCAUAUCUCCUAGAAUCACUUUGGUUUUCCUUCACAUGAAUUACAUUUUCUUCUGUAUUUUUUGUUAUUAGAUACUUUGUACACAGAUGUGCACAUCACAAUAAAUGUUUCUUUUUUAUAUAAAACCUGUUUAAAAAAUACAGAAUAAGUAUGA